Molecule: messenger RNA, 508 nt
Organism: Asparagus officinalis (garden asparagus)
Lineage: Eukaryota; Viridiplantae; Streptophyta; Magnoliopsida; Asparagales; Asparagaceae
Product: dihydroneopterin aldolase 1-like
Exons: 3
Biological process (GO): folic acid-containing compound metabolic process
Cellular component (GO): cytoplasm
Molecular function (GO): dihydroneopterin aldolase activity
Source: RefSeq, a predicted model, not a curated record
CCCAUAAGCCGCCCCAAAGUUCCCACAUACUCAUUUGCUUCAUAAGAAGCUCUCCUCUUCGUACCGCCUUCACCAAAGAAGGGGAAACAACAAGAUAGAUAGAUCAAUAGCUGCAGCAAGCGAAGAUAUCGUGAACAUGGGUGAACGAGAUUUUGUUGACGCUGACAAGCUGAUAUUGAGGGGUUUGCAGUUCUUUGGAUUUCAUGGGGUAAAAACUGAAGAAAAGAAGCUAGGUCAGAAGUUCUUGGUGGAUGUGGAUGCCUGGUUAGACUUAAGUGUUUCUGGUCAAACUGAUAGCAUCCGUGAUACCAUUAGCUAUACUGACAUUUACAGGAUUGCAAAAGAGGUAGUUGAGGGUCCAUCUAAGAAUCUAUUGGAAUCAGUGGCUCACCUGAUUGCAAACACCACACUGCUUCAAUUUCCUCAGAUUUCUGCUAUCCGAGUGAAGAUUGGAAAGCCGCAUGUAGCUGUUCCAGGUCCUCUUGAAUAUUUAGGCGUCGAAAUAAUC